This is a messenger RNA of Trichoderma asperellum CBS 433.97, 4995 nucleotides long. The record is from RefSeq and is a predicted model, not a curated record. NCBI's taxonomy places the organism in Eukaryota, Fungi, Ascomycota, Sordariomycetes, Hypocreales, Hypocreaceae.
AUGACUCGAAAUAACCUGUCAGGCCACCUCUCCUGGUUGUUGUUGAACGUUGCGCUGUCAAAACCCACCGCCCGCGAAUUUCCCACCACAAGCGAUACCUCAUCGUUUCGUUUUUCACAAUCGCAAUCGCAAUCUGCCGACGCACCUGCGGCGAACCUCAGCCAGGCAACCACUGCAUCGACCAGCACAGAUAAACGGAUAUCCCAGGUACAGGCAUCUGGGAGCUCAAAUGGCCUACCGAAGAGAGAAGAAGCUUUGCAGGAUAAAGAAGUGGUGGUAUUAGAGGACGACAGUAUGGGCCGCUUGAACUUGUCUACCAAACCGAAGAAAAUAUCGCUUCUGUCCCAAAAUGGCCAGCUCGCAACACCGUUAACCACUGAUCCUCAGACCAAGCAACGCUUGAAUGAGCCUUUUAAGUCCAGUGCAGCUGCAAAGACCACGAAUCUAAUACAAGAUGCCAUCUCAGAAACGAAACCAGGUUCAUCACGCCGCAUCUCAUCGCCGGAAUUUAGCGCUGAUUUCGCCGACUUCGAUGAUGACGACUUGGAGUACAUGGACCUAACAAGAACAACCGGCGCAUCUGACGAGUCUCUACAAUUCGGCGACGAUGUGAAGGUCUGGACGGAAAAGGACGCAUCUUGGGAAGCGCCGGCUAAAGCCAAAAAGAGAAAGAGUGCUGAUACCGGCUACGCUGCUGCUGAAAGCCAAUUUCCGGAUGUAUAUCAGCUCCUGGGAGCUGAUCCUCCAGCCCCGACUCCUGGUCGUCGUUCUGCAACAAAAGGUGCGAAAAACGGAUCUUCCAAGAUGUCCUUGGAUGGGUCUUCCUCUCCUUUAGGCCGAGCUGCUGCUCAAAGGGCGCCAUCUCCUAUCAGGCGGACUCCAGAAAAAGACUACGCUAUCAGCAGUUCUGAAAGACGAAAGAAAUUAAAGGUUGCUGGUGAGCGACCUUCGUCUCUAGACUCUCCAGAUCUCGACGACGCUGCCCAACCUGAGCCACGACAAGCUAACGAAAUUUUCAUCCCGGACUCCGAUGAUGAAUUUGUUACACCGCCGUUGAAUACGGCUACUUCUAAGAAAAUCCCAGCGAAGCCUUUUGUUAAUCUACAAGAGGAGGACGCUUUCCUUAUGGAUGUUGAAGAUUUAGCUGUAUCUCCUAGGCCAAGACACCAACGUUCAUCUCCACCUCGGCCAGUUCAGACUAAAAAUCCAGGUGCUUUACACCAUCAAAAUGUAUCUGAAACCCAGAGCACUGGCACCAUCGAUAAUUUCAACGAAACACACUCAUCACAACAUAAAAUUCCAUCAUCUAGCCAAACACAGAAAAUCUUGUCUCGCAUUUUAGCAAAUCCACAACUUCUAAUCCAAAAAAGCGAAUCCCUGGACAACCAAAUUCAACAAAAUGAUAGGGACUUCUUACAGGCUAUAAACGACCGGCUACCGAAAGAUAAGAGAAACGAAAUUAAAGCAGAGAAAGAACGCCUCAUCCAACAGCAAAAAGCAAUGCAGGACCUUAAUGAAGCGGUGAAGAGCUAUAGAGCCUUGAAUGAACAGCGAGAAGCAGUUGCUCUACAGGUAGCCGAGUCUUAUUCAAAGGGCGUAGAUACAGAUGACGACGAAGCUCGACUUGAUGAACUUACUGAGCGUGUCGAGUCAACAGAACGAGAGCUUUCCCAAAUACUAGUCGAGGCAGGCCUUGACGAGGCCAAUUUCAUGGAAAAACAGAAAGAUCCUGUUCUGACUGAGAGAGACGAGCAUAUCGUUGUCCUUGGUACGCAAGCUGGUCAUAGAGGCAUGGUCAAUAUGUCACGGAGCUCAAGGGAUACUCCGUUAUCUAUUGGAGGAACUCAAGUUGUUCACCAAACGCAGCUCCCUGAGCCGAUUCGAUCACAACUAGGCAGUGAGCCACUGCACAAUUUUUCUCUUCCUGAUCGUGCCUCUAGGUCUGCUUCAAGAGCGGCACCACAUUCCAGCAUAAAUCACCUCAUGGACGUAGAAGACGAUUUCUUCUCUGAUAUUGACGAGAUUGAGAUGCAACUGCCUCCGAAACCCACCAAAAAGACCACUCAGCUCGACAAGGGCAAAACUCCUCUGAGACAUCGCACUCAGCGCUCAGGAAAUGAAUUUAGCGAUUUCAGCGACGAUGCUGAUAUGCUUGCAUUUGCUCAAGACUACGAGAUACGCCAAUCUGCUGGCGGGCCACCCCAAGACUCUCGAGUAUUUUCAGAAACCUCGGGAAAUGCCUUGCCUGCGCCAAAACAGAGGCAAUUACCCUCAAAAAGGCAAUCACCUCCAGAACCAUCUCAAACAAGGAUACCGCCAGAACUGAUGAGACAUCCUUGGUCUGCAGACGUCCAGAAGACUUUGAAAGAUCGAUUCAGGAUGAAAGGAUUCCGGCACAAUCAAUUAGAAGCCAUCAAUGCCACACUCGCUGGCGAAGAUGCCUUCGUUCUGAUGCCAACAGGUGGUGGAAAAUCUCUCUGUUAUCAGCUUCCAGCCGUUGUCAAGUCUGGGAGGACAAGAGGAGUAACCAUCGUCAUAUCUCCUUUAUUGAGUUUAAUGCAAGAUCAGGUGGAUCAUAUGAAAGCCUUAGGGAUACAAGCCGUUGCAUUCAACAGUGAAUGCUCUCCCGAGUACAAACGACAGGUCAUGUCUGCUUUCAAUGAGCGGAACCCAGAGCAUUUCAUUGAGCUUCUCUACAUCACACCGGAAAUGGCUAGCAACAGCGUCCAGUUUCUUAACGCCAUGGUGAACUUAUAUCAGAAGAAAAAAUUCGCCCGCUUUGUCAUUGACGAAGCUCACUGCGUCAGCCAGUGGGGGCAUGAUUUCAGACCUGAUUACAAGAAUUUAGGCCAGCUUCGGUCCAAGUUUCCCGAAGUUCCUGUCAUGGCCUUGACAGCUACUGCAACCCAAAAUGUUAUUGUUGACAUUAAGCAUAAUCUUGGCAUGAUCAAUUGCCAAGUGUUCUCGCAAAGUUUCAACCGUCCAAAUCUGUAUUAUGAAGUUAGGCCGAAAAGUUCAAAUCCGGUGGCGACCCAGCAAAUUGCCUCUCUAAUCAAUUCUAAAUACCGGAACGUCACUGGAAUUGUUUACACAAUCUCACGAAAACAAGCUGAAGACGUCGCUGAGAAGCUCUCAGAUCAUGGCAUCGCCGCCCGUCAUUACCAUGCUGCCAUAACGCCUGCGGAAAAAGUUGAGGUGCAAACAGCAUGGCAGAGGGGCCAAAUCAAAGUUGUAGUAGCAACUAUUGCUUUUGGUAUGGGUAUUGAUAAACCAGACGUCAGAUUUGUUAUGCACCAUGGCAUUCCGAAGAGCUUAGAAGGCUAUUAUCAAGAAACUGGCCGUGCGGGGCGAGAUGGGAAUCCCUCUGACUGUAUCCUGUUUUACGGAAAAGCGGACAUAAGAGUCCUCAAAAAACUAAUUAUAGACGGAGAUGGUAGCAAGGACCAGAAGGAAAGACAGAUGGUAAUGUUGAAUCGUGUAACAGCAUUUUGUGACAACAAGGCCGACUGCCGACGAACUGAGGUCCUCCGCUAUUUUGGGGAAGAUUUCAAUGCGUCACAAUGCAACAAGACAUGCGACAAUUGCCAGGCCGGGUUAGUUUUCGAGCAGCAGGACUUCUCUGAAUACGCUAUUGCCGCUAUACGGAUCGUCCAGCAGCAGCAGAGACUCACAGCGAACCAAUGUGCAGAUAUUCUGAUUGGUAGGAAAUAUCCAGAAUACCAAGAACAAAAUUCAGACGAGUAUCACGGCAUGGCCAAGGGGAUGAAGAAGCAUGAGAUGGUGCGCGUUAUUGACCGCCUCUCGGCUGAAAAAGGCUUCCAUGAAGAAAAUAUUGUUGGAAAUCAUGGAGUUGCCAUUCAAUAUCUUCGAAUCGGACCUGCUGCCAAUCAAUUCUUGACGGGAAGACGGAAAUUGAUGCUAACAGUCCAAGUUUCGGACCAAGUGGGCUCGAACCAGAUGAAGACAAAGAAAACAAAAGUUAGCAAAAAGCAAAAAGAGCCAGCAGCUAAUGUGCAGUCAACAUACGUCUCGUCGCCAAUCAAUAGACGUAGAAAAAGAGCAGCAAUUGUCGAUAGUGAUGACGAGUCGAACUUGCCUAUGACAUCACGAGGCUAUGUGAAUGAUGGAUUCGUUGUCUCAGACGAGGAGGCCGAAGAGGAUGAGGCCGAUGAAGAAGCUUUCGAGCCGCUCCCACAGCACCGGCCUGCAAAGCCGACUUCGAAACCUAGUUCCAAAAAGACUUCGCGACCGGAGCCUGUACCAAGCAAACACAGGCUGCAAGAUUUGCCAGAUAUCCACCAAGACGUGGUGGACGCUUUUGUCCAACAGGCGCGUCAAUUAGAAGAGCGUAUCCGAAAUAGAUUGGGCCUCAGGCGGCCAAUGUUUACGGACACUCACCUGCAAGAAAUGGCUAUCAACUGGACCACCUCGAUCGACAGGAUGAGUCGCAUUCCCGGAAUUGAUGUUGAUAGAGUCCAAGAGGUUGGCCCAAAGCUGAUACCAUUAUUGAACACGUAUCAUGCAUCGUAUCGUGAGAUUGCUGCGGCAGACGCGGGCACUGGCGCCUCAACCUCCAACUUGGAUCAAGAAAUAGUAGACUUGAUCAGUUCGGACAUCGAUAUCGACGAAGAUGAAGGGGGAGAAGGGGAAGACUCCCAUUACUUCUCUUCCAAACCAGCAGCUGAUGUCCAAGCCUUCCAUGAUAGGCUGCAAACAUUGAAUAGCCAGCCAAGUCAAUCCAGAGGCAAAUCUUCCUAUAGCCGAGGAGGAGGAAGCAGGAAAUUCUCUGGUAAAAAGUGGCCCAAGAGAGGCGCUGGCGCUGGAGGCUCUCAACGCCGGAGCGGUGGUUCCGGUAGGAGAGGUGGUGGUUCCGCAGGUGGUAACGGCGCGUCGUCAUCACGAUCUGCCGCAGGAGGCAGCGGCGUCGGCGGAUUCAAGCGAGACAGCAAAAUCGUCAAGAAGAGCGGAGGUGGCAUCGGGUUAAUGCCUUUAUGA